Vicia villosa (hairy vetch) is the source of this 875-nucleotide messenger RNA. RefSeq names its product extensin-like. Lineage: Eukaryota; Viridiplantae; Streptophyta; Magnoliopsida; Fabales; Fabaceae. The transcript is spliced from 2 exons. The coding region runs from base 105 to 875 and encodes 256 amino acids. The record is from RefSeq and is a predicted model, not a curated record.
GUUAAUGACAACCAGUUGUUGAGAUUAUAUUUUUAUAAUUUUACUUAGUCAACCAUUUGCUGAAUAUAUUUAUAUUAAUUGUGUAAUCUCUAUAAAUAGGUAAAAUGCCACCCCGACUUGAUAAAGGUAAGGGUGUAGCUGAUGAUAGUGGUAAGAAGAAGCACCAACGCCCACGAUUAGUAGUAUGUCAGUCACCUCAGUUGGCCACGUGUCCUCCCCCGCAGAGUCAGGUUAAUCGUAUGUCCAUGGCCAGUACUCAGGGUUUUCUGCCACUACUCUCCUCUCAGUAUCCAUAUGACAGUCCGUCUUUUAUUACCCCACCACCACCUGGUUACCCAUCCUUCCAGCAGACACAGAUGCCCCCAUCCUUCCAGCAGACACAGAUGCCCCCAUCCUUCCAGGAGACACAGAUGCCCCCAUCCUUCCAGCAGACACAUGUGCCCCCAUCCUUCCAGCAGACACAUGUGCCCCCAUCCUUCUGGCAGACCGGAGGAUCUAGUUUUCCACCUCCCACACAGACUGGUCCCUCAUCUUUCCAGCAGACUGGAGGAUCUAGUUUUCCACCUCCCACACAGACUGGUCCCUCAUCUUUCCAGCAGACUGGAGGAUCUAGUUUUCCACCUCCCACACAGACUGGUCCCACCCCACAUCCCCCACAUGUGCCCCCACAGGAUGAUGAUCAGGCGGAGGAUGAGACUGCGGAGGAUGAGACUGCGGAUGAUCAGUUGGAUGGGAGUGAUCUUCGAGGGGAUGAUGAUCCGAGUCAGAUUCAUAUCAUUGAUGGGAGAUUUUUUAUUAGGCCCGAAGGAAGCUCAUUCACGCCGAGUCGGACUGCUGCCAAAGUUAUAAGUUAUAUAAUUCAGCAGAAUUAUUAA